Talaromyces amestolkiae is the source of this 1323-nucleotide messenger RNA. RefSeq lists its product as uncharacterized. The coding region runs from base 1 to 1323 and encodes 440 amino acids. The transcript has 3 exons. Gene Ontology annotation, cellular component: Golgi membrane; COPII-coated ER to Golgi transport vesicle; endoplasmic reticulum. Gene Ontology annotation, biological process: retrograde vesicle-mediated transport, Golgi to endoplasmic reticulum; endoplasmic reticulum to Golgi vesicle-mediated transport. Lineage: Eukaryota; Fungi; Ascomycota; Eurotiomycetes; Eurotiales; Trichocomaceae. The record is from RefSeq and is a predicted model, not a curated record.
AUGCCCGCCAAAUCGCGAUUUACGAGGCUCGAUGCCUUCGCAAAGACGGUGGAGGAUGCGCGUGUGCGAACAACGUCUGGUGGAAUUGUUACUUUAGUAUCCCUGGUUGUCAUACUCUGGUUAGUAUGGGGGGAAUGGGCCGACUAUCGCCGGGUGGUGGUACUUCCAGAGCUCAUAGUCGAUAAGUCGCGAGGAGAACGAAUGGAAAUCCAUUUGAACAUGACCUUCCCUCGACUACCAUGCGAAUUGUUGACACUGGAUGUGAUGGACGUGUCGGGAGAGCAGCAGAUGGGUGUUGUUCACGGUCUGAACAAAGUACGACUCAGUCCACUUGCUGAGGGCGGCAAAGUUAUAGACGUUUCGAAGCUUGAAUUACACUCCCAAAAUGAAAUCGCCGUACACCUCGACCCCGAAUACUGCGGCGAGUGUGGAGGUGCGCCCCCACCAGCAAACGCAAAGAAGCCCGGUUGCUGCAACACCUGUGAAGAAGUGAGGGAAGCUUAUGCAAUGAAGUCAUGGGCAUUCGGUAAGGGCGAAAACAUUGAACAAUGUCAGCGCGAGGGUUACUCCGACAAACUCGACGCCCAGCGCAGAGAAGGAUGCCGUAUUGAAGGUGAUGUCCGGGUGAACAAAGUGAUUGGAAACUUUCACAUCGCUCCCGGCCGCAGUUUCUCCAGCGGAAACAUGCACGUCCACGACUUGGAAACAUACUUGGACAAAGAGCUCGCGGAUAACGAGAAACACACAAUGUCUCAUAUCAUUCAUACGCUCCGAUUCGGACCUCAACUCUCCGAUGAAGUAUCCCAACGCUGGCAAUGGACCGACCACCAUCACACGAACCCCCUAGACGGCACUCAACAAUCCACAAAUGAACCCGCCUACAACUACAACUACUACAUUAAAGUCGUCUCAACCUCCUAUCUACCCCUCGGCUGGGAUAGUGCUCGUUCCGACGAGCUCCACGGUAACGAUCAAUCCACGCCCCUAGGUCUCCAUGGUGCCGUCCACGGUACAGCAGGCAGCAUUGAAACACACCAAUACUCCGUAACAUCGCACAAGCGCUCUUUACACGGCGGCAACGACGCCGCCGAAGGUCAUCAGGAGCGUGUUCACGCCGAGGGUGGUAUUCCGGGUGUAUUCUUCAAUUAUGAUAUCUCGCCCAUGAAAGUUGUCAAUCGUGAGGACCGCCCCAAGACUUUCACAGGGUUUUUGACUGGUGUUUGUGCUGUUAUUGGUGGUACUUUGACGGUUGCUGCCGCCGUGGAUCGGUUCUUGUAUGAAGGAUCGAGGAGGAUUAGAAAGUCGGCGGCCCAUACUGAAUAA